Molecule: messenger RNA, 2174 nt
Organism: Guillardia theta CCMP2712
Lineage: Eukaryota; Cryptophyceae; Pyrenomonadales; Geminigeraceae
Exons: 6
Coding region: 46-1971 (641 amino acids)
Biological process (GO): protein localization to membrane
Cellular component (GO): membrane
Source: RefSeq, a predicted model, not a curated record
UCUUUACGGAUCAUGUCGGGAAGAUCUUUCAGCAUACGGGAAGGCAUGCUGUUUUGUGUAGUUACUGUCUUCUUGUUCAACGCAGCAGCAGCCUUCUACCUUCCUGGUGUUGCACCUACUGACUAUGACAUCGGCGAUGCCAUGAAAGUGAAGGUGGAGGCUCUCACGUCUGUCAAGACCCAGCUUCCCUACGAAUACUAUGUCCUGCCAUUCUGCCAUAAGGGAGUAAACCUCAAGGUUCAAGAUGCCUUGAACCUCGGUGAGGUCCUGCGUGGAUCUCGUAUCUAUGAGACUCCCUACAACUUCAAGAUGGGCAACGAUCAGACCUGCAAAAUUCUCUGCAGAUCUGUCUAUGAUGCUCAGGAGCAGAAAGCCUUUGCCUUGAUGAUCGAGGAAGAUUACCGUGUGAAUCUCCUCUUGGACAAUUUGCCCGUGGCGAUGGCUCUAUUCUCGCAGAAUGAGGACAAGACCACGACAAAAAUGUAUGAAGUAGGGUAUCCUAUCGGUCAUGUCCAGGAAGAAGACGGCAAGGGAGGAAAGCUCAAGUCCCCCCAGAUUUACCUGUUCAACCAUCUCCGUUUCACCAUCCUCUACAAUGACUACCAUGGCUCUUCCAAGAGACGCGUUGUGGGCUUUGAGGUGGAGCCUCUCAGCAUCAAGCACACGUAUGACAAUCUCGUUGAUUGGGAUGAAUGCGUCAACCAGGUUUCGGAGCACAGGUGCAAACUCAAUACUUGCACCUCCACCCAGCCGGUAACUGUGAACAACGAGCCCUUGGCCAUCAACACCGAGUCCAAGAAACCACUGGAAGUGAUCUGGAGUUAUGAUGUGAUCUUCAAGCCUUCCCCCAUCCGCUGGUCCACUCGCUGGGACACAUACCUCAACGCUGCGGAUGAUGCCCAGGUCCACUGGUUCUCCAUCCUCAACUCCUUCAUGAUUGUCUUGUUCCUUUCUGGUAUCGUCGCCAUGAUCAUGAUCAACACGAUCAAGCGUGAUUUCCAGAGGUAUGAGAGAAAUGAUCUCCUUGAAGAUGGACAGGAGGAAACCGGAUGGAAGCUUGUUCACGGUGACGUUUUCCGUGCCCCCGUUAUGGCCGGGUGGCUCUCCGUGUUGGUAGGAACCGGCGUGCAGUUGGCUGUCUCCACAGUUUUCCUCGUCAUGUUUGCAUGCCUUGGAUUCCUUUCUCCUGCCAAUCGUGGUGCUCUCAUGCAGGCCAUGCUCUUCAUUUUCGUUUUCAUGGGGAUGUUUGGAGGAUACACUGCGGCAAGAUUCUUCCGCAUGUUCAAGGGAAACAGGUGGAGGAGCAAUGCUCUCUGGACCGCUAUGCUCUUUCCUGGCAUCAGCUUCUGCAUCUUCUUCAUCUUGAAUCUUGCAAUCUGGGGUCAGAAGUCAUCGGGCGCUGUUCCAUUCGGAACUUUGUUUGCUCUUCUGUUGAUGUGGUUGGCCUUCUUUGGAUAUCGCAAGCAGCCCAUCGAGAAUCCUGUCAGGACAAACCAGAUCCCCCGCCAAGUUCCAGAGCAGCCCUUCUACGUGAGCACAUGGUGCACCAUUAUUGUCGGUGGUAUCUUGCCGUUCGGCGCGGUCUUUGUUGAAGUUUUCUACGUGCUGUCAUCUAUCUGGCUUCACCAGUUCUAUUACUUGUUCGGGUUUCUUCUCUUGGUUCUGGGUAUCUUGUUCCUCACUUGCUGCGAGGUUACAGUGGUGCUCUGCUACCUCCAGCUCUGCUGUGAGGAUUAUCAUUGGUGGUGGAGAUCUUUCUUCACCUCGGGGAGCUGCUCGUUUUAUGUGUUUUUGUAUUCCAUUUAUUAUGCCUACAGCAAACUUCAGAUGGCACGGGCUCUCGCGGCCUUCUUGUAUGUCUGCUAUAUGUUUAUCGUUGGAUUCGCUUUCUUCUUGAUCACUGGAGCGCUGGGAUUCCUUGCAAGUUUCGUCUUCAUCCGCACCAUCUACUCUGCCAUCAAGAUCGAUUAAUCCUCUACAACAUUCGCACUUUAUACGGAGACAUAGUUAUUGCCACGUCAUGACCUGGAGGUAGAUUGGGUAUUGUUCUCCUCGAUCGCGUUAUCUAGCCUUGUUUUGUCUGCCGUACCACAAGCAAAUAUCACUGCAUCGAUUAAGCUGCUUCAUACUGCUAGAAUACUGCUUUUUCCCCUUAAGAAACUCUGAAGUUCUAC